This is a messenger RNA of Hemiscyllium ocellatum (epaulette shark), 1417 nucleotides long. It is a transcript of the gene myod1, whose product is annotated as myogenic differentiation 1. Gene Ontology annotation, biological process: regulation of transcription by RNA polymerase II; muscle organ development; positive regulation of myoblast differentiation. Bases 188 to 1015 code for a protein of 275 amino acids. The record is from RefSeq and is a predicted model, not a curated record. Gene Ontology annotation, molecular function: RNA polymerase II cis-regulatory region sequence-specific DNA binding; protein dimerization activity; DNA-binding transcription factor activity, RNA polymerase II-specific. Lineage: Eukaryota; Metazoa; Chordata; Chondrichthyes; Orectolobiformes; Hemiscylliidae. The transcript is spliced from 3 exons.
GGUUGAGGGGAUUGUGCUCCACAGCCCACAAAGUUGAGAAUAAAAACGGCAAAACUUUCACUGGACACAGCACAGGUACUGAACAGUACGAGCGUGACAGCAAAGGUCCCUAAAAUCAAAAUAUAACGAGAGAGGUGGGGGGGAAGCUCCUCUGUACACAAGUUGAUUAGGAUCGGGCCGUCCCAGGAUGGAGAUAACGGACACCUCCCUCUGCUCCUUCUCGUCCGCUGAUGACUUCUACGAUGACCCCUGCUUCUCGACUUCGGACAUCCACUUCUUCGAGGACCUGGACCCCAGGCUAGUCCACGUAGGGCUGCUCAAACCCGACCAGCUGCCCACCGAGGAUGAGCACAUCCGAGCGCCGAGCGGGCACCACCAAGCCGGCCGCUGCUUGCUCUGGGCAUGCAAGGCCUGCAAGAGGAAAACCACCAACGCCGACCGCAGGAAGGCGGCCACCAUGAGGGAGAGGAGGCGCCUCAGCAAGGUGAACGAGGCGUUUGAGACCCUCAAGAGGUGCACCUCCACCAAUCCGAACCAGAGGCUGCCCAAAGUGGAGAUUCUGAGAAAUGCCAUCAGGUACAUUGAGAGUUUGCAGGCGCUGCUCAGGGAGCAGGAUGAGAACUAUUUCACAGUCAUGGAUCAGUACAGUGUCGACUCCGAUGCUUCCAGCCCCAGGUCCAAUUGCUCGGAUGGAAUGCUGGAUUGCAGCGGGCCCACGUGUACGAGGAGACGCAGCAAUUUCGACAACAACUACUUCACAGAAACGCCAAACGAUUCGAGAACUGGUAAAAGUUCCGUUAUUUCAAGCCUGGACUGCCUCUCCAACAUUGUCGAAAGGAUUUCCACCGAUCGGCCCACCUGUUCCGUUAUGAUCGUCCCUGACGGAACCAUGGGGACCCCGUCAUCUCCCAGUGACGCUUCCACUUUGAACGACCCCACAGCCAUCAUCCCGUCACCGGAGACCUGUACCCGCACCGAGAUUCAGACCGAGAACCCCAUCUACCAGGUCUUAUAACGCCUGGUGACAGUCUCCUGGCCCGCUUGUACCCUGAGGAGAAGGUUUGAAGGGAGCCUCAGAGGAACCGAAUUCAGAAGAUGUUUCAUAGCCAAAAACAGCUAUUAAUCCAAAAACAGACCACUUGACAAACCUCCCACAAGUACUAAAGUCUAACCAAUUACAUAUUUCAUACUUAUCUGCAUUUAGGAACAGAAAUGUGUUUUUUUUCUUUACUUUUUUAAAAAUGCAUCCGAAGAAACCAAAGAUAAGUACAAAAGAUCAUGUGGACCACUUUUUGUAAAGCUUUGUGUAUACUGUAAAUAAGAGUUGUCUUUUGCCAAUCCGUUGAAAUAUUUAAUGUCGCUUGUUUAUAGAAAUGCUUGGUUUGAUGUGCCAAACUAAAUUUAUAUAUUUAUAUAU